GGCUUCUGUGAGUUUUCAACCAAUUUUGAAGAUAUGGCUGUAAAAUAUAGCAAAUCGUUGGCAUGGCAUCAUUGUGUAGAAUAGGACGCACAGUUUGAUACCCAAUUUGCUAUACUUUUAGUAAAGUUGACAUCUGAAGUUGGUUUUAGAGUGAAAACCGAGCGUUGCCGAAGGACGAAUGACGUCACUUGUAAAAAGAGGAAGACAGUAGGUCCGAGAAUGGCGACUCCGUGAUCAGACUCGUAGGGGGGUGAUUGGGGGUUGGCCUCGCUCAAUCUAUGGAUUCAUGACCAUAUUAUCGUUGAUUUUUGAAUGAUUUAGUUUAUGUGCACUGAUUAUCAUCUAAAUUGAACCAGAGAUGUCGGCAAACAUGUAUCGAGUUGGAGAUUAUGUCUUUUUUGAAACCUCGUCGACAGCACCAUAUCAAAUUCGGCGAAUAGAGGAGCUCAACAAGACUCAAAAUGGAAAUGUGGAGGCUAAGGUUAUGUGCUUCUACAGACGAAGGGACAUCUCAAAUUCUCUCAUUAUCCUGGCGGACAAACAUCACAACGCUCUCGACGAGGAAGGAGAGGAAAAGAGAGAAAUUGAUGAUGAGUUAGCGCCCAAGCCGGAUGGAGAAACCAACGGUGGCCCGCUAAGCCCGGCCAAAGAUCCGGUGGAGGAGAACGGCACAGAGAAUAACAGCCCGACCAAUGGCAGCACCAACAACAACAACAACCACCAGGCUGGUGUAGGCGCAGGCGGCCUGGGCAUGGAGGAGAUCCCGGAGAAGCUGCGGCACCAGCUGAAGCACCGCGAGCUCUUCCUGUCUCGCCAGGUGGAGACGCUUCCAGCCACACACAUCCGCGGCAAAUGCUGCGUCACACUGCUCAACGAAACAGAGUCCCUCUUGUCUUACCUCAACAAGGACGACACAUUUUUCUACUCAUUAGUGUAUGACCCCCAGCAGAAAACUCUCCUCGCUGACAAGGGGGAAAUCAGAGUGGGCUCCAAGUAUCAGGCAGAGAUGAUCCCUAAACUCAGUGAAGGUGAAGGUGAUGUCAGAAAGUCCGAGGACUUGGAGGAGCUGGUCUGGGAUCCCCUUCAUGGUCUUUCUGAGAAAGAGAUCGAUCAGUUCCAGAUCAUUGCUAGAUCUGUGGGCACAUUUGCCCGAGCCCUGGACUGCACAAGCACUGUCCGCCAGCCUAGUCUACACAUGAGCGCAGCUGCUGCCUCUAGAGAUAUUACCAUUUUUCAUGCAAUGAAUACCCUCCAUCAACACAAGUACAACAUUGCCAAAGCUAUCCAAAGCCUUGUGCCAUCUGGGGGCCCCGUGCUGUGCCGAGACGAGAUGGAGGAAUGGUCAGCUUCAGAGGCUAACCUCUUUGAAGAUGCCAUCGAGCAGUAUGGCAAAGACUUCAAUGGUAUCCGACAGGACUUUUUACCUUGGAAAUCCCUCAAAAGUAUAGUAGAAUAUUAUUACAUGUGGAAAACCACAGACAGAUACGUUCAACAGAAACGAAUCAAGGCAUCAGAGGCUGAGAGCAAGUUGAAGCAGGUGUACAUUCCGAACUACAACAAACCAAACCCAGCAGCCAUUACCAACAAGCUGAACGGAGCUGACGGUCAAGUCUCAGGGAGGGCGUGUGAGAGCUGCUACACGGCCCACUCCAAUCAGUGGUACUCAUGGGGCCCGGUGCAUAUGCAGUGUCGUCUCUGCUCUAACUGCUGGUCCUACUGGAAGAAGUAUGGAGGCUUGAAGAUGCCCACAAGAUUAGAUGGUGAGAGGCCUGCUCCCAAUCAAAGACAAGAGAGGAUAGCCCAGAUGAAUUCCAUCCGCAUGCAGAAAUGCACUUUCACUGGUUGUGGGAAGGUAAGCCAAAGACAGGAGUUUAAGCUGAAGGCCCACCUGAACCGGCACAUGGCCACAUCCCACGGGAUGCCCAUACAGCCUGGCAGCCCGCGACCAGUAAUGAAAACACGGGCUGCCUUCUGCCUUGUCACCACAGAGCUAACCCGCAUUUCUCGCCGCUUGUGUCGGGACCUCCUGCGACCCCGACACGCUACCCGUUGCCCUUUCACACCCAUUAACACAUCUUUAAUCAAACAAGAAUGUCAGCUGCGGCUUUCAGAGCGACCUUCGUACCAGCAGCCUGCCAAGUACCGUACGCCGGCCACUCUAGACCCCGUGGUUGCCAGACUUGGCAUCGACAUCAAGCAGGAGAAACCGUCACUGCUGUUGAAAGGGCCCAACUAUGGUGGUGGUGACCGCAGCAGCACUCCCAAAGAGAGACCACAAGAGAAUGUCAAAGUGGGAUCUGGCCAUCCAUCCAUCAUGAAGAAAAGAGGAUAUGAACAGACCAAUGGUGUUGAUUCAGGUCCAGCGGCGAAACGUCCGAACAUGGGAGUAAUCCGCCAGGCUGGCACAGCCAUCAAGACUCCAGGAGUCACACGGAGAGGCAGUGUGCUGAACCACAACAGCGUGAACGGCCGGAGCCGCUUCUGUGGGAAAAGUAUGAGGAUGCAGCUGGUGGGCUGGAUGGACAACCCGGACGAUGUCUACUUUGUGGCCACCGCAGCCACCAGGAAAAUCCGCAAGCAGCUUCAGAUGAAUGAUUUCAAGCGCCUGGCCCGCAACCCGUGGAAAACCCUGAACGUGAAACCUCCGCUGCCCUCUGGCAGCCUGAGUGGCAGCAAUGGACACCGGCCCACAGUGCCGCAGGAGGUGGUGGUGCUGGACUGAUUAACUCGCACACACACACUCUCACUUUUCAGACAGGCGAACUGGACUGACCCAUGAAAUCUUUCAAGACAAGAGCAGAGAUAGAGUCAAAGGUUUGGUGCAGUGCGGCCUGCCUGCCUGCCUCCCCCCAAUCCCUGCCUGUGACUGUGUGGAGCGUCAUGGAAGGAGGCGGCGAUGACUGCCACACCCACCUGCAGCAAACUCUCACUCACUCGGCUCCCAGCUUGUGUAUCAUAGGCCCUCACCCCAGCGACCCCCCGGCCCCCCCAACCACUACCACCACAUACACACACAGAAACACACUCACACACACACACAC
Molecule: messenger RNA, 3041 nt
Organism: Aplysia californica (California sea hare)
Lineage: Eukaryota; Metazoa; Mollusca; Gastropoda; Aplysiida; Aplysiidae
Product: metastasis-associated protein MTA3
Exons: 23
Coding region: 359-2722 (787 amino acids)
Biological process (GO): negative regulation of transcription by RNA polymerase II
Cellular component (GO): NuRD complex; nucleoplasm
Molecular function (GO): transcription corepressor activity; transcription coactivator activity; histone deacetylase binding
Source: RefSeq, a predicted model, not a curated record